Megalobrama amblycephala (Wuchang bream) is the source of this 5689-nucleotide messenger RNA. It is a transcript of the gene prkcg, whose product is annotated as protein kinase C, gamma. The record is from RefSeq and is a predicted model, not a curated record. Gene Ontology annotation, molecular function: ATP binding; diacylglycerol-dependent serine/threonine kinase activity; zinc ion binding. Gene Ontology annotation, biological process: protein phosphorylation. Lineage: Eukaryota; Metazoa; Chordata; Actinopteri; Cypriniformes; Xenocyprididae. The coding region runs from base 2481 to 4568 and encodes 695 amino acids. The transcript has 18 exons.
UUCAUUUUUGGGUGAACUAACCCUUUAACGUAAGAGCGGGCAUGGCCAUUAUAACUUGAUUGUGUUAUGGUCUCGGUUCCAUUUAUUUUAGCUGUAUACUAAAACUGCUUGAGAUUGCCAACUGUACUUAUUAUCAUGUUAUUAUUUUAAUUUAUUAUCGUAAUCAUACACACAUUGGUUUGUAUAUAGCUCAAAUUACUUUUACAUUUACAGCAUUUUGUUAAUGUUCCCAUUAUAGACCUUAUAGCAGCAAACGAAUCAGAAGUCCCCACACAAUCACAGAAAAUAGCUUAAUGUGAAUAGAACACAAAAGAGAAAUUUUGAAGACAUUCGCUGGUUGCUCUUUACUCUGCAAUUACAAUGAAUAGGGACUAGGGAUUUCAAAUUUCAAAAAGGGGGCCAAUGCACCUGAGAAAUACCAUAAAAGUGGUCCGACUUGCGCACUAUAUUCAUAGUCUUCUGAAUUCAUAUGUAUGCAUUGUGUGAAUAACAUACUGUGAGUUAUUCACUGACAAUCUCCUCCAGUGAGCUGUUAACUGCAGUGACCCACAAAUUAAGUCAGUGAGUUGAACUUGUCUGAUUUGUGAAUUAAUCAUUCUGACGGCUUUUGUGACCUGGAUCAACUGAUUCAUUGAUAAAAUCUAACUCAAAAGACAUAUUUGCUCAUAAAACACACCAAAGAGAGCUAGGAAAAUGGAACAUGCGUCUCUUUUAUGACACUUUUAUGGUGCUUUUACCUUUUUUGAAACUUGAAGCACUUUUAAUGUAAUUGCAUGGAAAAGAGUGACUAGUACAAUUCCUCAAAAUCCUCUUUUUCUGUUCCACAGAGGAAGAAACUCACACAGGUUUUCUACAACAUGAGGAUCAGUAAAUAAUGACCGAAUUUUCAUUUUAAGGUGAACUUUCCCUUUAAAAGUAAGAAUUAUAUAAUAAUACAGCUGACUAUAUAUUCUGCAUUAUGAUGCUAUUACUGCAUGAACAGAGACAUGAAGCUGGCGUUGAUUUAUCACUGCAGGCAUGAGACACUGAAGCUCUGAAAUCAUUGCUGCAGCAUGUGCCUCUAUCUGAAAUUAAGAUAUAAAACAUGCUGACCUACACACCCUCACUCUCAAUGACAGCAACACACACACACUUAAAUCUCCAUACACAUACCUGUCCAAUGACACCGUUUUGCUCUCUAACAAUCUUGCUAAUUAUAAUUGUUAAUUAAUUUUCUCGCAGUGUCCCCAUCAGGAGACUAAUAACCUACAUUUUACAUAAUUAGACCUUCAACCUUUUACUCACUCUCCCGUUCCCUCCCUCUUCCUCUCAUCCUCUCCUUCUCUUCACAUCACCUCUUGGACUCUGUCUCACUCCUGUUCUCUGGAUGUUAGUGGGUUAGUGUUAUGUCCUAACACUGUUUCUUGCACCCUUGUCCUAAUAUAACAGCACUGUGGCCGGACCCCUCACUGUCGCCCAUCCCUCCGGUCUUCUUCCCUCUUUUAAUGUCAGUGUCUGACGGCCAUCUUGUCUGCCUCCUCCCUCUCUCACACGUACUCUGUGACCUGGUUUCAGAAGCAGCUGAAUACUGAUUUUCCUGUCUCAUUCUCAGCGGUUCACUGGAACAGCCGUGAAGGCCUCAAAGUGCUUAUGUAUGAACAUAAUGACUGCCAAGACGCCCAUCUGUCAAAACACUUUUAUAGAGCGAGACUGGCAGCUUUACAGACUGAAGCUGAUUAUUGAUCACUGAUCGGAUUUCUUUGCUUUCCAUGCCACUGGAGCUACUGUCUGACCGAGGACGAGCGAGCCGGUGGCCAACAUCUCCCUCUCUUUCUCUCUCUCUGUCCUCUUUCCUCACCCUCCCGUCAUCUGUCUCUUUUUUACUCUCUAGAGAGGGGUAACCCAGAUUUCAAAAAUGAAUUGCUGCCUAUUUCUCUUCAUCUACUCCCUCCUUUUUACUCCCUCCUCUCACUCUCUCUCUCUCUCUCUCUCUCUCUCUCUGUCUCUCUCUCUCUCACUUCAUCCCCUCUUUCUGUUGGUAAAAACAGAAUCAAUCUUGGAAAGUGAAAAUCGCCUCUUCCUCACCCCCUCUAUACUCUCAAUUGGAUAAAGGAAUAUACGGCCAUUCACUCCUCCUUCUCUCUUUCCUGGAAAGCUGCUGUAUCACUCUUCCCUUCAUUCUUAAUUUCCUUUUUGGGGUUUGAUUCUUCCUUUUUUUUUCAGGUGCGUUUCCUCUCUUGUAGACCUUCUGUUCGGUGAGGUUGUCUCUUUUUUUCUCUUACUUUUAUGAGCAAAGGAUUGAUCGCAUAGAAUAAAAGAGUCUUAAGAAGAAGUGGGAGGAAGAGGAGAAACCAUAUUGCCACAUUUAGACUUUUUUUUUUUUCUUAUUUAUUCUCCUCCUGUUAUAAAUCCUCUUGUUGUUCUUUCACCUCUUGGUUGCAUAAACCAUCUAUCCCUCUCCCAGUCUUGUUCUCUGUGUCUUGCUCUGUCCAACUGGUAGCAUGUCUACCCCAGUCUCUCCAUCUCCAUCUCUGUCUCCCCUGGCCCUGUCCUCCCCAUCUCCCUCCUCCUCCCCGCUCCCCUCUCCUCUUUCUCCUCCCCCCAGGCUUCCAGUCUUCCAGAGGAAGGGAGCUCUCAAGCACAAGAGGGUCAUUGAAGUGAAGGACCACCAGUUCACUGCCCGAUUCUUCAAGCAGCCCACUUUCUGCAGCCACUGCACUGACUUCAUCUGGGGAAUUGGAAAGCAAGGAUUCCAGUGUCAAGUGUGCAGUUUUGUGGUGCACAAACGCUGCCAUGAGUUCGUCACUUUUACUUGUCCUGGAGCCAUCACUGCUCCCAAAGCAGAGGAUCUCAAGAGCAAACACAAGUUUAAAGUACAUACAUAUGCCAGUCCCACCUUCUGUGAUCACUGUGGGUCUCUGCUCUACGGCCUCAUACAUCAGGGCAUGAAAUGUGCCAGUUGUGACAUGAAUGUACACAAGCGUUGUGAGAGCAGCGUCCCCAGCUUGUGCGGACAGGACCACACUGAGAAAAGGGGGCGGAUUCGUCUGACUGUGCGUGGAGAGAAGGAAGACAUAUAUGUCACAGUGCAUGAGGCACGUAACCUGAUACCAAUGGACCCUAACGGCCUGUCGGACCCUUAUGUGAAGCUCAAACUCAUCCCUGAUCCAAAGAGCCAGAGCAAACAGAAAACCAAAACCAUCCGUUCUACACUCAACCCCAUCUUCAACGAGAGCUUCACCUUUUCAGUGCGUGGGAGGCAGUGGGACAGGCGUUUGUCUGUAGAGGUCUGGGACUGGGAUCGGACAUCGAGGAAUGACUUCAUGGGCGCUCUGUCGUUCGGCGUUAGUGAGAUAUUCAGACGUUCCGUCAGCGGCUGGUUCAAACUACUCAACCAGGAUGAGGGAGAGUAUUAUAACAUCCCUGUACCCGACCCAGACCUGCAGGUACCAGAUGCUGCUAUCCCACCCUCUAUUCCUCCUGCUACGGUUACCGUGACAACGCCUGUUCCUACUGUGACCCCGGCUGCUCUGAGUCCGACUCCCACUGUACUGCACACGGGCAAAGGCCAAGUUGGACUGCACGAUUUCAACUUCCUCAUGGUUCUGGGGAAAGGGAGUUUUGGCAAGGUCCUGUUGGCGGAGGAGAGGGGCAGUGAGCGCUUGUUUGCGGUGAAGGUGUUGAAGAAAGAUGUGCUGUUUCAGGAUGAGGACACGGAGAGCGCCAUGGUGGAGAGAAGAGUGCUGGGCCUCGCUGGGCGACCUCACUUCCUGACAGCCCUCUACUGCGCCUUUCAGACCGAGGAUCGUCUGUAUUACGUCAUGGAAUAUGUGAAUGGUGGUGAUCUUAUGUUUCACAUCCAAAUCGUUGGCAAGUUUAAAGAACCACAUGCAGCGUUCUAUGCAGCCGAGAUAGCGGUGGGUCUGUUCUUCCUGCACAACAAAGGCAUCAUAUACAGAGAUCUAAAGCUGGACAAUGUCCUGUUGGACAGUGAGGGACACAUAAAGAUAGCAGACUUUGGGAUGUGUAGGGAAGGCAUGAUGGAAGGGGACACCACUCGCACCUUCUGUGGCACACCCGAUUACAUCGCACCUGAGAUUGUGGCUUAUCAGCCGUAUGGUAAAGCAGUGGACUGGUGGUCAUAUGGAGUCCUCCUUUAUGAGAUGCUGGCUGGGCAGCCUCCUUUUGAUGGCAUAGAUGAGGAGGAGCUGUUUCAGUCCAUCAUGGAACAGAGCGUUUCAUAUCCUAAGAGUCUCUCUCGGGAGGCUGUGGCCAUCUGCAAAGGGCUCCUCACCAAGAACCCUGCUAAGCGUCUGGGUGGAGGAGAGGAUGCAGAGAGAGAGCUGCGGGAGCAUCCUUUUUUCCGCUGGAUAGACUGGGACCGGCUGGAGAGACUGGAGAUACAGCCUCCCUUCAAACCCAGAAGUGGAGGCAAAAAAGGAGAGAACUUUGAUAAGUUUUUCACAUCCGCCCCCUCUGCCCUCACGCCCUCUGACCCGGAUGUUCUCGCUGCCAUAAGUCAAGAGGAAUUCCAAGGCUUCUCCUACAUAAACCCGGAAUUUCCGCCCUCACCCCUCACAGCUGUCUGAGAAAACCUUAAUCGAUCCUCACCGACCAUCUUGUGUUUUUUUUCUGCUCCUGUUUAUGAUUUAAACUACAGUUACCAAAAAAAAUCAUUGUGUAAUCUGGCUUUAGCUUGCUUACAAUAGGAGUCUGUCUCAAUUAGACCAAACAUUACCUUCUAAAACAACACUACACUGAUUUUAAUGAUCUUUACAGUAAAAAAAAAAACUAAGCAUUAAUAAUAUUUAGCCAGUCCACUCUGAGAGCAUCAGCCUGAAUUAUUUAAGGGUCAUGCAUUCAUGCCAUUAUCUCAUUGGACAAUAGGAUCUUAUUGGAUAUCCUUUUGGAUGCUACUAGUAGUUGCCAUGACCUAAUUAUAACUGACUGCACCAUAGAAACCAGCAUGAACAUGAUUUCCCCCAUGUUUUAAAGUUCACUUCAAGCUGAUUAUUUAAUCUCCGAUCAAAUUCAGUCUUUGUGUGAGAUUCUGUUUGCUCUGGUUUGGUUUAGUUAACCAAAUAAGUGUAGACAAGUGAGCAAACACUGGUCAUCCUUUUAGCAUCUGACAACUGGUAUAGAAGCUCAGUAUUAUGAUUUAGAAGUCACACACAUGACAGCUAGAUGCAAAAAAUGAUUAAUGCUUCAGCAUAUAAACUACUUGUUUGUGACAUGAAUGUUACUGUAUAUGUAGAUGCAUCAGAAUUCAAUCCAAAUAUGAUUCUAUACAGAUUAUAAAUGUUGGCAUCAUCUUAGUAUUUUACAAAAAUAAGUUAUUGGGAUCCUUGUUCCCAUGUUAUUGAAACAAAUGACUUUAUUAAAAAUGCUCAUUUAGAUAUUUAUGAUUUAUUCCAUAUAUUUAUAUGCAUAUCUAUAUAAAGUGUGCAGUGUAUUAUAAAGUAUACAUGUUAAUGUUUAUUCAAAAUAAAUAAUAGAAAUUUUCUAUGAACAUCAUUUUUACAUCAGCAUAAAAUAAAAAAUGACCAUGUCAUCAUAAUGUUGUCAAGAAAAAGCUGCCCCAACUGUUAUCAACCAAAUAUUUAUUUAUUUACAGUGCAUAGUAUUAUUAAACUUAAAGGGUUAGUUCACCCAAAAAUGACAUUUCUGUCAUUAAUUACUCACCCUCAUGCCGUUCCACGCUCAUCUUCGG